GAGUGCCUUUCGGGAAGCCACAGGGCGGGGGGCGUCAGUGCAGAGAAGCCGGGAGAGUAGCGGGCAGGCCCAGCCGAGGCACCAGCCCAGUGAUAUAUAUCCAGGAGCACAGACCAGGCUGGAGCGGGCGCGCCCGGGCGCGCACAUGUGUGCAGACCCGCAGGCAUGUCUCUGUGCUGUGUGGGCACCUGUCGUGUGAGUGGCUCCGGGCGUGGCUGAUCCUUGGACGUUCAGUUUCUGUAAGAUUUAUCUCUAGGGGCCUACCUUCCCCCAGCUCCGGGGGGGAACGUAAGAAGUUUAACGGAGCAGGGACUGAGCAGAUUAAGGGAGUGGAGCAGAGGCCGGGCCGGAGAGGGUGGAGACUGCGGUUGCUGGGGAGUAGGGAAGCACCUAUUUGCCCCCGUCUCCCGACCAGAAAUUUUGGAAAGACUGGCCUGGCCAAGGUGGCCCCGAAACGUCUACAGAGCCGAGAAGUGAUGAUCUCUGAGUGAGUGGCACUGGGCUGAGACUGGCCCAUUUGUUGGCGAGAGGGAUGCUAGCAAUUAGGAAGGCAAGGAGGAAACUCAGGAUGGGGACCAUCUGCUCCCCCAACCUCAGCGGGACAAAGACAUCAUCGGAGGUCUGCAAUGCCGACUGGAUGGCCUCGCUCCCCCCUCACCUCCACAACCUCCCCCUUUCCAAUUUGGCAAUCCCAGGCUCCCAUGAUUCGUUCAGCUACUGGGUAGAUGAAAAGUCACCAGUGGGGCCUGACCAAACCACAGCUAUCAAACGCCUUGCCAGGAUCUCCUUGGUGAAGAAGCUAAUGAAGAAAUGGUCUGUGACUCAGAACCUGACAUUCCGGGAACAGCUGGAAGCUGGCAUUCGCUACUUUGACCUGCGUGUGUCUUCCAAGCCAGGGGAUGCCGACCAGGAGAUCUACUUCAUUCAUGGGCUUUUUGGCAUCAAGGUCUGGGAUGGCCUGAUGGAGAUUGACUCGUUUCUUACACAGCACCCCCAAGAGAUCAUCUUUCUGGAUUUCAACCACUUCUACGCCAUGGAUGAGGCCCAUCACAAAUGCCUGAUUCGCCGGAUCCAGGAAGCCUUUGGAAAUAAGCUAUGCCCAGCCUGUAGUGUAGAAAGUCUGACACUGCGAGUCCUGUGGGAGAAAAAGUGCCAGGUUCUUAUUUUUUACCACUGUCCCUUCUACAAGCAAUAUCCCUUCCUGUGGCCAGGAAAGAAGAUUCCAGCACCCUGGGCAAACACCACGAGUGUGCACAAAUUAAUCCUCUUCUUGGAGACCACCCUGAGUGAGCGGGCCCUGCGUGGCUCCUUCCACGUAUCCCAAGCGAUCCUCACCCCCAGGGUGAAGACUAUCGCCCGAGGCCUGGUUGGGGGCCUCAAGAACACUUUGGUUCAUAGGAAUCUUCCUGCCAUCCUAGACUGGGUCAAAACCCAGAAGCCAGGAGCCAUGGGUGUCAACAUCAUCACAUCGGACUUCGUGGACCUGGUGGACUUUGCCACGACCGUCAUCGAGUUGAAUGACCUCUUACAGGAGGACAAAGCUCUGGCUAAAUGCUGAUUUAAUUUUUUAUUUCGCUUAAUGUUGAAUUUAUCCAUCCAGGGUAGAGUUCUGAAGGGUUUCCUG
This is a messenger RNA of Carlito syrichta (Philippine tarsier), 1624 nucleotides long. It is a transcript of the gene PLCXD2, whose product is annotated as phosphatidylinositol specific phospholipase C X domain containing 2. Gene Ontology annotation, biological process: lipid metabolic process. The coding region runs from base 533 to 1558 and encodes 341 amino acids. The record is from RefSeq and is a predicted model, not a curated record. Lineage: Eukaryota; Metazoa; Chordata; Mammalia; Primates; Tarsiidae. The transcript has 4 exons. Gene Ontology annotation, molecular function: phosphoric diester hydrolase activity.